AUGACAGACGCAUCAGAAAACUUUGACGUGAUCCUAACCAAGUACAAGACGGCAGGCGAAGUUUCUGCCAAGGCCAUGCGCACAGUCAUCGAUGCUGCUACGGAGGGCAAGACUGUGCUGGAGUUGAUGCAGAUCGGUGAUGAGGCAGUGGAACAGGGCACAGCGUCCGUUUUCAAAGACAAGAAGAUGUCGAAGGGACUUGCCUUCCCCACGACCGUCUCGAUCAACCAAGUGGUAUGCAACUAUGCGCCGCUGCCUAGUGACGAGGCAUCGAAGAAUGCGCUCAAGAGCGGUGACGUUGUCAAAUUCCAGCUCGGUGCACAGAUUGACGGCUACGCCACUGUGAUGGGCGAGACGAUCGUCGUUGGCGCAAGCGCGCAGAAUCCAGUGAAGGGCCGCGCCGCCGAUGCGAUCAAGGCUGCACACACGGCAGCGGAUGUGGCCAUUCGCCUGAUGCGCCCUGGCAUGCUGAACCAUGACAUUGCGAAGCAGAUUGAGCAGUCGAUCAAGGACUUUGACGUGCGUGGUGUCGACGGCAUGCAGACGAACCAGUUCAGCCAGAAUGAGAUCUCAGGCAAGAAGAAGAUCGCGUUUGGUGGUGAUGGCUCGUAUCGUCCGGAUGCAUGCAAGCUUGAGGAGAACGAGGUGUAUGGUGUGGACAUUGUUGUAUCGACGUCGCCUGAGGGCAAGAGCAAGACGGACGACAACUUCACAUCGAUUUUCCGCAAGACCAAUGCCACAUACCUGCUCAAGAUGGCCACGUCUCGCAAGGUGUUUUCGGAAAUCCAAAAGAAGGCGGGUGCCUUCCCCUUCAACCUGCGUGCACUGGAGGAUGAGAAGCGCGCUCGUAUGGGUGUGCAGGAGUGUGCGAACCACGGACUGUUGACACCCUUCCAGGUGCUUGUGGACUCAAGCUCAUCGGCGAUUACGGCACAAGUAUUCUUCACCGUGGCUGUGAAUGCAAAGGGUGCGAUCCGUUUGACGCCUGCUCCCUCCUGGUAUAACGCCGAGAAGGUGCAAAGUGAGAAACAGGUGACGAACGACGAGAUCAAGUCGCUGCUGGCGACAAGUGUGCGUCAGACAAAGAAGAAGUCGAAGAAGACGACGACGGAUGGCGCCAACCAGAACGAGAACUAA
Molecule: messenger RNA, 1137 nt
Organism: Malassezia globosa CBS 7966
Lineage: Eukaryota; Fungi; Basidiomycota; Malasseziomycetes; Malasseziales; Malasseziaceae
Exons: 1
Coding region: 1-1137 (378 amino acids)
Source: RefSeq, a predicted model, not a curated record